AUGGCCGACGCACAACGCUACGGUGUCCCGGCCGACUUUGACGUCGACCUGCACUCCAUCUAUGCCGCCUACCUAGGCGACUUUGACAGCCAGAACAUCGACUGGUGGGAUGCGUCGUGGGGUGGCUACUUUCGCUCAUUCAACGACUUUCUCGGCUUUGGCUGGGAAGCCAUGGUGGUUGUCGACGUCAUCACAGGACGUGGCCACAUCGCAGCCCGACGCGAACAAAUUGCCCUCUUUGCACGCAUGAUCAAGACUCGCUUUGGUGAGACACUCGACAAGGAGCCUCCUUCCCUGCUUCCUAUCGAGCCCGCGCCGUCACGUAGUCGCACACUCAACCGUCUUGUCACUCUCACCGACCUCAACCAGUACAAGAAGCUGUCCGGGUCUCUUGCGCCCGCCGAACUCAACCACCUGCGUGCGCGAGUCCGUGCCGGCGAGCCUGGGGUGAUCGGCGCACUCUUCCACGCUGGUUCUCCCGAGGCAGACGGAUACGCGGCAUCGGCCGGCGUCCGUACUAACGGUCAGGGCUACACCUGGACGGCCAUCAAGACCACUUGGUGGGAGAAGGGUGGACCUCCUCAAGGCUUCGUGCCCGGCCAUGGUCGCACGGUCAUGGCCAAGCCAGGUCAAGGUGGCAAGGGCCUCAUGCUCGAGGUCGGACUCGCUGCCUUGCGAUGUGCCAACCUGCGCGCAGUGGACGUUUGGCCACCUGUGCCAGACAAGAACUACCGCAAGGCGCACUACGUCAUUGAAGAAUGGGUUGACAAGCGCACGAAUGUGGAGCGCCCCAACUUUCCUCGAGCAUUCGGCUUUGGCCGCAGCCAGUUUGUGUCUGAAAAGAGUGUGGAACGCAUCGUCGAUGCAUCGCUCGGCGCGCUGGCUUCCCACGAUGUCGACGGGGGUUCCAACACGCUCGUUCUCCUCACCAUUGGCGAGCCGCAGCCCAUCCCGCUGCCGUCCUCGACGCAGCUGGCGAUGAACGUUCUUCAGCUUGAUGUCCUCCAGCUCGAGUUCGCACUGCUUCAGCAGGCGCAACGCCAGGGCGUUCCAGGCGUUGGCGACCGUCGCCAGCCCCUCCAGUCGUUGCGACAGCUCCUGCACCACCUCCAGAUUCCCGUCGCCCCCCAUGCCCCACUGGGCAACGCGGGUAACGAGGCGUUUUACACUGUUCUGGCCUUCCAGAAGCUCCUCAUGCGCGACACUCGACUCCCGGACCAGCUGUUCAUGCAGCCUCAGUUUGUUCAGCCCGAGUACUUUGCACCGCCUCCUAUUCCUCAGUAUGCUCCUGCCGCCCCUUACUCGCCCUACGGAAACCUGCCCAUGCCCCCGCCCCUCGGUGCCACGGGCCGCAUGAACUCUAGCCCGUCGCUUAACCGCACGUCGUUGCCACCCAUUAGCACCAACGAUUUCGAACCGCCGUCCUUUCCUGCCCCCCUCUCUCGCCAGGCCACCGGCGAGUUAGCGUCCGGGCGCGCCCGCCCAGCCACGAUGGCCGUGAGCACCGAGUUUACAAACGCCAACGCAGCACCUCGUCAACCUGGGCGUGGAGGAGCAGCAGCAGCAGGAGGCAUGCCGCGCUCACAGACAGUGUACUGGGACGACGCCGAGUACUCGUCGUCGGGAAGUGAUUCUCGCGGCAGUCGCGCCCGUCAAAAGGAAGGCAACUCGCCGACCUUGAUGGAGCAGCCUCGGGUCCAGGGACGUGGCAGUGGGUCUGUGCCGCCCAGCAGCCUUCGUCACUCGCAGGUGUUCUCCAACGGCGGCCUCACAAAUGGCAACGGUAACGGCGGCUUGGCCAACUCGCGCUCAGUCUCCUUCCACGAAGAUCGUCGUCCCCCGACCAUCCGAAGCCAGGGCUCGAGCAGUGGCCAGAGCAAGGACUCUGCCAGCCUCGUUGGCUCGCGUUCCAACAGCGGCACCGCGCUCGGCCCCAGCGGCCUGUCCUCGCUUGCACACGCCUCGCAAGGCUCGGGCGGCUCGGGAUCGGGCUCGGCGUCUUCGGGUCUCGCCUCUGAGGCGAGCUCCAAGGUCUCGACUGACGGUGACGGCACCCUGUCCAAGAAGAAGAGCGACAAGAACGUCAAGCAUAUCACUGGAGCUCUUGCAAAGUUCUGGGUAGACUAG
Messenger RNA from Apiotrichum porosum, 2127 nucleotides. RefSeq lists its product as uncharacterized. Bases 1 to 2127 code for a protein of 708 amino acids. The transcript is spliced from 7 exons. The record is from RefSeq and is a predicted model, not a curated record. Lineage: Eukaryota; Fungi; Basidiomycota; Tremellomycetes; Trichosporonales; Trichosporonaceae. Gene Ontology annotation, cellular component: nucleus.